CAUGGCCGACGCAGACUUAGAGCUGGAUUCAGAAAGAGCCUCGGCAAACUUGACUCAUCAGACUGUUAGAAAGAAUAUUUCUUUGAAAUUGAAACCGAAAACUGAAGGAAAGCCGAAGAAAAAAGACAGAAAGAAAAGUGAUAAGAAAAGCAUAAGCGAAGGUGAGAAAGAAAGCAAAAAAAAAAAAGCGUCAAUUGAGGCAGCUUCUCUUGCAACAAAAUCUGGAAAUGAAUUACUAUGGAAUCAACAGUUGUUGCUUAUUGGUCAAAAAGUUCAAGAUCCCUUACUUCAUCAAUGUGAAACAUGUGCCUUGCCAAUACUGCUGUAUGGAAGAAUGAGUCCAUGUAAACAUGCAUUCUGCCUGUCUUGUGCUGAGAAAGCCAGUGGAAAAUGCCCCAGAUGCGGUGAAAUUGUACAACGUAUCGAACCAGCUCGCCUGGGUCAUGUAUUCGUGUGUUCCUUUGGGGGCAGUCGCUAUGGUAUAUCGGGCUGUAGACGUAGCUACCUCUCUCAACGAGAUCUCCACGCUCAUAUUAAGAGACGGCAUCAAGCAGAAGCUAGUACAGCUGCAAGUGACUUGUCUCCUGAAUUUGCAGCUGAUUUAAAAAGAUCCGAAAUGCCCACAUACCCGAAUCCUAUGCCAGCCGUUCCUAUUCUUCGAGAGACGAUUCCACCUCCAACUGAUAGAGCUUUUGCAGGUCGCCUUCCUUUGGUUACUGACCGGCCAAUGCAACACCCAGUUAUCCCUAUAGAUGCCUAUCAAGCACGCCAACCCGCACCUAAUUUUCCACCCGCGCAAAGCGUGGUGCAAAGAAUGGCUACCCCACCGGGUCCUCCACGAAUGAUCCCCGGGGAUCCGAACCUCGUCAGACCACGGUUCGAGGAAAUAUCCCGUCAUGCUGUGCCCGUGGGCCAGGCUAAUGUACGAUUCUCUGCACCCGAGGGUGAGAUACGACCUGGUUGGAUACCGAAUGAAAGAAAGUGGCCUCAUCCACCUCGCGGAGAGGGGAACUGGAUGCCACCAAGGUCAGACCCAGGGACAGUGCCUGUGCCCCGCUCUGUAAGGCACGAAAGACCACCUUUUAUUAGAGGUGCAACACCAUUCUACUGAAAUCAGAUGAUAUUAGAUUUUCAUGUUUUAUAUGCGGAUUUAGUUUCUGUAUAAUUAGUAAAUACGAAGUAAAUACGUAGGUAGUAAAUACGAAUGCAAUAGCAGACCUCAAUACACUUUGUUUUCGUCAAAAUAUACGGUACGAACUCAUUAGUACAAAGGCGUUGUAUUCUCGGCAUCUCGUUCAAUUGCUACUCUACUGACUCUGCUUAGCCGUUGUGGUUGAAAAUUGUUGAUCAUUUCUGUUUCAAAUAUUCAGUAGCCUUUUUGGCAGACGGUCCCUACAUUUUGAGACGAAGAACUAAAGACUAAAGUCGCAAACGCAAUAAAUGUAAAUAUUUAUGAACACUGUAAAAUCAUGAACAUUGAAAUUAUAUUCACCGCCAGUGGAAAAUCCGGCACAUGUACUUAUAUGA
Molecule: messenger RNA, 1527 nt
Organism: Dendronephthya gigantea
Lineage: Eukaryota; Metazoa; Cnidaria; Anthozoa; Malacalcyonacea; Nephtheidae
Product: E3 ubiquitin-protein ligase Hakai-like
Exons: 7
Coding region: 2-1111 (369 amino acids)
Biological process (GO): regulation of cell adhesion; protein ubiquitination
Molecular function (GO): ubiquitin protein ligase activity
Source: RefSeq, a predicted model, not a curated record